AAUGUACUGAUACGUUAAAAUUAUGAUUUGCACUUUGUUUAGCUUCUUAUAUCAAAUGUGGAACUUCUUAUGGUAAACAUUUGACAUCGGACUGAAUAUCACGUAGGACAAAAUGUAGGCAGGACUAAUCGAUUGACGAAGGUUGAGUGUGAAAUUUUAAAUGUAAUAGAGAGAAGAAUUCGUCUCGGUUUUGGGAAAGAUGUUCAUUCCUUAACUUUAAUUUUAUCUUUUUUUAAACGUGCAUUUUGGAUAACUGCGACUCGUGGCAUAUUUCGAGGAUAUUCUGAUCAUGGUGGAGAGCACUCCCUCUCCUCUGCCCGAAAGAGCAAUUUACGGGUUUGUUCUUUACCUUGGCUCCCACUUCGGCUUCUUUCUGUAUUGCCUGUGGGCAUUUAUACCAGAGGAGUGGCUUCAUUCAAUAGGACUGACUUACUGGCCUCAAAAAUAUUGGGCCCUUGCUGUGCCGAUCUAUCUGCUGGUUGCUUUAAUGAUCAGUGUGGUGUUGCUGUUUGGAGUCAACAUGAACAACACGGCUCCACUCGACUCCAUGGACACCAUCACAGAUGUGUAUGCUCAGGGCCAGAGGACACAAUGCUGCCACAAAGGGGGAAUACCCACACUGAAAGAUGUUUCAAUCAGUGAAGUCAACAAAAUGUUCUAUUUGUCACCCGAGGAAUAACAAGCACCAACUGUUUUUAGCUGGACGCACAGCAGAAGAGAAGCUGCUGGGGAUUUAUUGUGGUGUCACUAUUUAUCUAUUGUUAAUAAAAGAACAAUUAUACUUAUUUAUUUAUACAUGGA
Scatophagus argus is the source of this 801-nucleotide messenger RNA. It is a transcript of the gene pigp, whose product is annotated as phosphatidylinositol glycan anchor biosynthesis, class P. Gene Ontology annotation, molecular function: phosphatidylinositol N-acetylglucosaminyltransferase activity. Gene Ontology annotation, biological process: GPI anchor biosynthetic process. The record is from RefSeq and is a predicted model, not a curated record. The coding region runs from base 290 to 679 and encodes 129 amino acids. The transcript has 5 exons. NCBI's taxonomy places the organism in Eukaryota, Metazoa, Chordata, Actinopteri, Scatophagidae.